Messenger RNA from Cydia pomonella (codling moth), 1631 nucleotides. RefSeq lists its product as uncharacterized. The coding region runs from base 26 to 712 and encodes 228 amino acids. The transcript has 5 exons. The record is from RefSeq and is a predicted model, not a curated record. Gene Ontology annotation, molecular function: structural molecule activity. Lineage: Eukaryota; Metazoa; Arthropoda; Insecta; Lepidoptera; Tortricidae. Gene Ontology annotation, cellular component: extracellular region.
UGAAAAAGAUGGAUAUAAUGACGGAAUGGGUUUAUUUGAAAGAAAGAGUCACACAUUCGGUUUCGAUGAAGGGAAUCCGGAUAUUCAUGGUGAAAUACUUCGCCCAUGUCAAGUGUACGACACAUUUUGUAUUCGAAAGUUCUUUGCGGAACACUCAGAAUGCAGGAUCUCUGGAAGGGCGGUGCCUGAUCCUUUAUAUAGAGCUCAAGGCAGCAUUCAUUUUGCCAGUAACAACAUGUCGAACACCCAGAUUACUGCUGAUUACGGUGGAUUGAACAACGCCAGAAUUUCCGAGUUUUAUAUCAACAAUGUAACAGACAACUUGGUGAUUGCAGUCACAUUCGACAGUGCGUCAAAGUAUUCCAACAAUACGUACUUUAAGUAUUAUCUCAGAGGUAGAGAGCCUGUGGUUACAAGAGACUUUGGAGGAAUACAAUACGGAGUGUUGACCGUAACUGUAAUAAUACCCCACAUACACAAUCUGAUACUGGAUCGGUCUGAAAUAUAUACGUACGGAGACACCAAUGUUUUUCCAUUUGCUCUCGGACCCCAGAUUGGAACAAGUACAGAUCCUGAAGUCACCUCCAUGUAUGCUCGUUUCUUCACUAACAUUCCAUCGGAGUAUCAAGAAGAGAUAUCCAAUCAAGGAAUUUACUUUGUUGGAAACUACAUCCAAUACAAUAUUUGUGACUUUGGUGUUAAAGUAUUGUAAUGUCUUUUUCAUUAAAUCUGAUAUAACUGUACAACUUUUGAGUCUUUUAUAAAGAUUGACGUAGGACUAGAAUUUUAAAUUUGGUAACCGCUGAAGUAUGUUGGUACGCGAUAAUAAAUAGAAUCAGGCGUUACUUUGCGGAAAUCCAUACUAAUUACAACAAAAGUAUAACUUUGCUAAUCCGCAAAAAGAUAACGUGCUAGUCAAUCAGUGCCAUCCCGUUAUACUAGGGGGAGUGGCCAAGGUAUAAAUAUGGCCAACCAUUCUAGAGAGCUCAUUCAGUUGUCGGACGUCAGACCGUCAAUAUCUCCUGAGGAUGCCUUGUAGAGAGGCGAAACAAGUGACGAGUUUUGUACUUUUGGUUAUGAUUUGUUAUAUUUAUUUAUGGGAGGGUGGGAACAUUAAUUGCAUGAAAAAAAUACGCAAGCAAUUAUAACGUGGUGGGCACUGAUUAACUAGCACCGUUAUCUUUUCGCGGAUUAGCAAAGUCAUAUUUUUGAUUUAAUUGGUACGCGACCUUAUUUCCAUGGUAACACAAAUGUGUUACGAUAUACUUGGCCACUGUGGCCUGUACUGUCGUAUCAUGACAAUAUCGUCAAUAUUAAAAUUUCAACAAAUCGUAAAAUCUGAAUUCUGCCCCCGUAAAUACACUCUAUCAUAUAAUGGAAUCUUAUCAAUUCCUGCUUAUAUUAUUCGUAUUUAAUGCGGAAGCUGUGUGUUGUGAAUGGAAAUGAUGGAUCGCGUCUUACGAAGUUUACUUUGAAUCUCGAAUGAUGAAAUAUCGACGACGAUGAUGUAUCGACGAUUUUAUUCCGCGUUUUAUGCGGUAUUUUGAUUUAUUUAUGCAGGCUUUAGAAAAAAACAGUUAUUUUUCAAUGUCUUGGAGUACGUAAAUGGACAAAGAAACGAAAUAAUCAAA